GAAGAUUGGCUGAGAAUUAUGUAUCUUAUGAAGUCAUGGACUCUCUAGUUUCUGCCUCUGCCUCUGCUGCCGCCGCCGUCGCCCCACCCGGCCACGACUCUUCUUCUUCGCACCUACACUAAUAAACGCGCGGCUCGUUAACCGCCACCGUCUUCUUCCUUCUUCCUCCAAGGCACCCAAGAACCCUAGUCUCCCUCUCUUGUGAAGAUGGGGGGAGCGAAGAUGGAGGGGCUGAAGAAACUGGAGUACCUCUCGCUGGUGUCGAAGAUCUGCACGGAGCUCGAGUCACACAUCGGCUGCGGCGACAAGGUGCUCGCGGAGUUCAUCGCGGAGCUCGGCCGCACCAGCCGCACCGUCGACGAGUUCGACACCAAGCUCAAGGAGAGCGGCGCCGAGAUGCCCGACUAUUUCGUCCGUACCCUCCUCACCAUUAUUCACGCCAUCCUGCCCCCGGAGCCGGAUGGCCAGGCCGGCGGCAGCCCCAAGCCCGGGGCGGCCACGAAGAAGAGCGCCUUCCCGGGUCUCUCCGUCGCCGACGACCGAGAGAGGGUUAGGGCUUUGGAGAAGGAGAUCGAGGGGGAUGCUGCCCGAGCGGCUCCUGGCCGUGAAGAAGAUGAUUAUGAUAGGGCUAGGGUUCGCGGUAGGGACAGAGAGCGUCGGGAUCGCUACAAAGAGGAAGGAGAUGAAAGGAGCUCUAGGAGGGACCGGCACAGGGAGGAAAGAGACGAUGAUUUUUACAGAGAGAGGCGCAGAGAAGGUAGGGGUCGGGAUAGGGAUUUUGAUGACGACCGGAACCAUAGGGAUCGGCGACGUGAGGAUUCGAAAUCGUACGGAAACGGUAGGGACGAAAAUAGAGAUUCGGAGAGGAGGUCUGGUCGGCAUCGAGGAAGCGACCGGUAUCGGGAUAUUGAGGAAGACGAGCACAGCGACAAGGUUCGCAACUCCGACGAGCCCGAACUGUAUGGAGUUUAUGCCGGGAGGGUUUCUAGGGUUAUGGACAGUGGAUGCUUCGUCCAAUUGAACGGUUUCAGGGGCAAGGAAGGCCUGGUUCACGUAUCGCAGAUGGCGAACCGACGAAUUGUGAACGCCAAAGAUGCUGUAAAGAGGGACCAGGAGGUUUUCGUGAAGGUAAUCUCUGUUUCUGGUCAGAAAUUGAGCUUGUCAAUGAGGGAUGUGGAUCAGAGGACGGGGCAGGAUCUCCUUCCCAUGAAGAAGAGCUCCGAGGACGACUCCUUUCGGACAAAUCCGCUCAGCUCGAACCCGCAGCCCAGGGAAAGGAUUGGUCUCUCAGGGAUUAGGAUCGUUGAUGAGGAUUCUUCAGGGCCUUCCAGGCGACCGCUGAAGCGGAUGAGCUCACCGGAGAGGUGGGAAGCGAAGCAGUUGAUCGCUUCGGGAGUGUUGGAUGUUCGCGAGUAUCCAAUGUAUGAUGACGAUGGGGACGGGAUGAUGUAUCAGGAAGAAGGUGCGGAAGAAGAACUCGAGAUUGAAUUGAACGAAGACGAACCUCCGUUUUUACAGGGACAGACUCGGUACUCGAUUGAUGUUUCCCCGGUGAAGAUUGUGAAGAAUCCAGAUGGGUCCUUGCAGAGAGCGGCCAUGACGCAGUCGGCUCUUGCGAAGGAGCGGAGGGAGCUUCGGGAGCAGCAGCAGAGGACAAUGCUGGAUUCGAUUCCCAAGGAUCUUAAUCGUCCAUGGGAAGACCCAAUGCCUGAGACGGGUGAGAGGCAUCUUGCCCAGGAGCUGAGGGGUGUCGGUCUUUCUGCUUACGACAUGCCAGAAUGGAAGAAGGAUGCUUUUGGGAAGGCACCGACAUUUGGGCAGAGGUCUAAGCUUUCUAUACAAGAGCAGAGGCAAAGCCUUCCAAUUUUCAAAUUGAAGAAGGAGCUGGUUCAGGCAGUUCAUGACAAUCAAGUGCUGGUUGUCAUUGGAGAAACAGGCUCUGGGAAGACGACUCAGGUAACUCAGUAUCUUGCGGAAGCGGGGUACACGACAAGGGGAAAAAUUGGUUGUACUCAGCCGCGAAGAGUUGCAGCCAUGUCCGUGGCAAAGAGGGUGGCAGAAGAAUUUGGGUGCAGGUUGGGGGAGGAAGUGGGUUAUGCUAUUCGGUUUGAAGAUUGCACAGGACCGGAGACUGUGAUUAAGUAUAUGACUGAUGGUAUGCUUCUUAGGGAAAUUUUAGUCGAUGAAAGCCUCUCUCAGUACUCCGUAAUUAUGUUGGACGAAGCACAUGAGCGGACGAUUCAUACUGAUGUGUUAUUUGGGCUGCUGAAGCAACUAAUUAAAAGGAGAAAGGAUCUCCGAUUAAUUGUUACUUCUGCAACUCUUGAUGCGGAGAAGUUUUCUGGUUACUUCUUCAAUUGCAAUAUUUUCACCAUCCCUGGAAGGACUUUUCCCGUCGAGAUACUCUAUACGAAGCAACCAGAAAGCGACUACCUGGAUGCUGCACUGAUCACUGUGAUGCAAAUCCACUUGACGGAGCCAGAAGGAGACGUUCUUUUGUUUUUGACAGGACAAGAGGAGAUAGAUACUGCUUGUCAGAUCCUCUAUGAACGAAUGAAGGGGUUAGGAAAAAAUGUGCCUGAAUUGAUCAUUCUUCCAGUUUACAGUGCUCUGCCAAGUGAAAUGCAGUCGAGAAUAUUCGAGCCUGCACCUCCUGGCAAGAGAAAGGUGGUUGUAGCUACUAACAUUGCGGAGGCAUCUUUAACCAUUGAUGGCAUUUACUACGUGGUUGAUCCUGGUUUUGCUAAGCAGAAUGUUUAUAAUCCUAAACUUGGGUUGGAUUCGCUGGUAAUUACGCCUAUUUCACAAGCAUCAGCAAAACAGCGGGCAGGUCGUGCUGGUCGAACUGGUCCUGGUAAGUGCUAUAGGCUCUACACUGAGAGCGCUUAUCGUAAUGAAAUGCUACCAACCACUGUGCCGGAAAUUCAAAGGAUCAAUCUUGGUCUAACCACCCUCACAAUGAAGGCUAUGGGAAUUAAUGACCUUUUGUGCUUUGAUUUUAUGGACCCUCCUCCACCACAAGCUCUAGUAUCUGCCAUGGAGCAGCUAUAUAGUCUGGGUGCCUUGGAUGAAGAGGGCCUGCUGACAAAACUUGGAAGGAAAAUGGCUGAGUUCCCUCUAGAUCCACCAUUGUCUAAGAUGCUUCUUGCUAGUGUUGAUCUUGGUUGUAGUGAUGAAAUUUUGACAAUCAUAGCAAUGCUUCAAACACAAAACAUCUUUUACAGGCCGAGGGAGAAGCAGGCCCAAGCUGACCAGAAAAGAGCUAAAUUUUUCCAGCCAGAGGGUGACCAUUUGACUCUCUUAGCUGUUUAUGAGGCUUGGAAAGCUAACAAUUUCUCUGGUCCGUGGUGCUUUGAAAACUUCGUUCAGUCCCGUUCAUUGAGGAGGGCCCAGGAUGUCCGUAAACAGCUUCUCACAAUCAUGGACAGGUACAAAUUGGACGUGAUGAGUGCUGGGAAAAAUUUCACAAAGAUCAGAAAGGCCAUUUGUGCUGGCUUUUUUUUCCAUGCAGGUCGAAAGGAUCCCCAGGAGGGUUAUAGAACCUUGGUUGAGAAUCAACCUGUCUACAUUCAUCCUAGCAGUGCUUUAUUUCAAAGGCAACCAGAUUGGGUUAUAUAUAAUGAGCUUGUGAUGACCACCAAGGAGUACAUGCGUGAGGUUACAGUCGUUGACCCAAAAUGGUUGGUUGAACUUGCUCCUAGGUUCUUCAAAGUUGCUGACCCGACAAAAAUGAGUAAGCGCAAACGGCAAGAGCGUAUUGAACCUCUUUAUGAUAGAUAUCAUGAACCAAACUCAUGGCGCUUGAGCAAACGCCGUGCUUGAUAUUAUAUUUUGAAUCUGGUAAUUAUUAUGGUGGGUUACCUUGUUAAGCACAAGUGCCUCAAGCCAUGGAGAGCCAUCAUCGAAGUGAUUUCUUGUCAGGAUGGUGGUGCAAAUCUUCGUGAUUUUAAAAUUUUGGAGAGCUGCCACAAGCUAUGUGCUUCGCUUCUUCUGGUGGUCCAAUGGAAGGCAGAACAGAUCAUGUUUAUUGUUUUCAUCAGCCAGUUCACUUGAUAUUUUGAAGACUAGUCAAAGCUUGGAGAACUGCAAGUUGCAAGGGAGACACUGGCCAACAAUGGACUUAGCAGUAAACAUGUCUACCUUUUAUGUCUGUUUGGGAAUGGCGAUGAUUCUUGUAACAACAGGCCCUACGUUGGAUGCAAUGUUUUAGAGUUUCUCUUGGACUAUGGCCUUAGAGCACAAUUAGGUGAUGGGAUUGAACGUUUCCUGUUUGGUGGGACUUGGACUUUGGUUGUGCCUAUGAUCUGGCUAGAGUUGGUGACCUGCUAGAUCCUUGUGAUCCUACGAACGGCACGAUUGCUUGAGUCUGUUCAUCUCAAGUCCAGUGGAACAGGCUUCUCUCAGUCUAUGUCACAAUCAUUCAGAGAACAGGUCCUUUCCGACCUAGCACCCUUUCUUUCCGUGAGAUGCAGACACUCGAGCGGUUGUUCAACCCCUUGAAGGAUGCUGGGGACGAACUCUCCAGCUUCACAUUGUGUUUCUUCUCUAGCCCUUUUGAUGAGCCGUCGUUGUUGGCCUCUUUCUUGUGCUCCGGUCGGUAAACGCUGACAAGUACCAAUUGUAGCAACCAUGAAUAUAUUUUUUUUCUCUUUUUAUUGAAUGUGAUUUAGAAGAGAGGUGAAGAGGGAAAUGAACUGGAAAAUCAGGUUUUUCUCCUUGGUAGCAUAUUCUUCUUUGUCAUUUUUUUUUUCUCAACCAUCAUUUUCACUCUUAAACCGUGAAUAUUAAUUUGGAAAAUGGAUGUGCGCGCGCGUGUGUGUAUAUAUAUAGCCAACAUGUUAUUCUUUGUAUA
Molecule: messenger RNA, 4852 nt
Organism: Nymphaea colorata (pocket water lily)
Lineage: Eukaryota; Viridiplantae; Streptophyta; Magnoliopsida; Nymphaeales; Nymphaeaceae
Product: probable pre-mRNA-splicing factor ATP-dependent RNA helicase DEAH5
Biological process (GO): spliceosomal complex disassembly; mRNA splicing, via spliceosome
Cellular component (GO): intracellular anatomical structure; catalytic step 2 spliceosome
Molecular function (GO): RNA binding; ATP binding; RNA helicase activity
Source: RefSeq, a predicted model, not a curated record